Perca fluviatilis (European perch) is the source of this 2862-nucleotide messenger RNA. RefSeq names its product polyhomeotic homolog 2b (Drosophila) (gene phc2b). Gene Ontology annotation, cellular component: PRC1 complex; nucleus. Gene Ontology annotation, molecular function: protein binding; zinc ion binding. NCBI's taxonomy places the organism in Eukaryota, Metazoa, Chordata, Actinopteri, Perciformes, Percidae. The record is from RefSeq and is a predicted model, not a curated record.
GACAAAGAGGAGCAGCAUCCUGCAGGAAGACAGCAGGCUCCCGGGGGAUGGGGCAUCAUACCCCUGCAUCGCGUUGGGGGGGCCGGAGGAGGCACAGGAGAGCUAUUCAGAAGAGCCGGGGGUCAAAGGUGAGAAGAGCAGAGGGCACCAUGGAGAGUGAGCCGGGGGCCCCUGCCUCUACGGCAAACAGCACCGGGGCCGCCGCCACCUCCUCCAGCACCACAGCUGCCAGCAGUAGUAGUACCUCUAACACUACUGCUACUACUUCUACGGCUUCCACGAGCAGUAGUAGUAACACUAACAGUAGUGUCAGUAGUAGUAGUACUACAGCAGCAGGAAGACAAACCGUGCCUCAGAUAUCCGUUUACGGCGGGAUACCUGACCGACAAACAGUGCAGGUGUUCCAGCAGGCGUUACACAGACAGCCUAACACAGCAGCACAGUACCUGCAGCAGAUGUACGCUGCUCAGCAGCAGCAUCUGAUGUUGCAAACCGCAGCCCUCCAGCAGCAGCACAACCUUAGCACCGCUCAGCUCCAGAGCCUGGCUGCUGUACAGCAGGCCAGUAUCGCAGCUGGCCGGCAAAGCUCCUCACAGAACGGCACUUCAUCCCAGCAAACAGGAUCAACUCAGGCUACGAUCAACCUGACCACCUCCCCGGCAGCAGCUCAGCUGAUCAGCCGGGCCCAGAGCAUUAGUUCCACCCCUACCAGUAUUUCCCAGCAGGCUGUUCUGCUGGGCAGCCCAUCUAGCACCACUCUCACAGCCAGCCAGGCACAGAUGUACCUGCGCGCACAGAUGGCCCAGCAGAGUAACCUGGUGCAGGUGGCCAGGAGCCUGGGCCGGGCUGUUCCACUGUCCCCGCAGCUCAUCUUUACUCCAACGGCCACAGUGACUGCUGUCCAGUCAGAGAGCUCCACGCAGGCCUCCUUACAGAAUCAGGUCCAGAACCUUGCCAUCCGUGGCCAGCAGGGGGCACCCACAUCCUCCUCUCAGACUCAGACCCUGCAGGCUCUUAGUCUGAAGCAGAGCCCUGUGCCCAUCCAGCCCGCCUCACUGAUCAAGAAUCCCAGCCAAGUAACGCAGGCCUCCACAGGGGGGAAGGCUGUCUCCUUCGACAGUUCAUCUGAAGCAGGGAAGAAGGGGGACGGUGCAGCAGUCCCAGAAGUCCGAGCUAUAAACAUGAGCCGCAGUGUCACAGCUAUCAGUGCUCAGCCCCUGAUUGCUCCAGCAUACACGCCAAUUCAGCCCCACUCCCUGGUUCAGCAGCACAAGCAGCAGCAGCAGCAGUUUGUGGUCCAUCAGAGUCAAGGUUCCCAGAGGACCGCGGGCCAGCUGCUGCAGACGGCCUCCAUUCAACCAUCACAGCACCCUGUCCCCGUACUGCCCAAACCUGCUCCACACCAGCCCUCCACGCCCAGCCAGCAGGCCACCAUCUUCCAUUCCACCAUCAGCCCCCACGCCCUCCACUCCUCCCUCAACCAUGCCAAAGCUCAGCCCGUCCAGCUCACGGCCAUCAACCUGCAAAUACAGCCAACGGCCUCUCGACUGGUUCAGGACAGUAAAGAUAAGCCAACCUCUCUGGUGGUCAGAGAGACAUGUCCAGCCCCUGCCACACAGCAGCAGCAACAACAACAGCAGCAGCAGCAGCAGCAGCAACAACAGCAGCAGCAACCACAGCAGCAACAACAGCAACAACAACAUCAACAGCAGCAACCUGCGCCUUUGCCAUCACAACCCACUAAACCUCUAGAGCAGCCCAAGGUUGCCCCAGCCACACCAGCUGUUCAGCCACAAGCAGGAGGGGGCUCAGCCAAGAGGCCGAGUGCUGCACCUGGGACCCCGCCUCCAGCCAUGACCUCAGGAAAUGAGAACGAGGCGCCCACUGUGACGGGCAGCACGCCGCAGAACGGAGAGAACAAACCGCCCCAGGCUAUCGUCAAACCCCAGGUCCUCACACAUGUCAUCGAAGGCUUUGUCAUCCAGGAGGGAGCGGAGCCAUUCCCCGUGUGUGUGGAGCGUCUGCCCAUUCUUAUCGACAGCCCAAGGAAGCUGGAUCACCAGCUCUCCUCAGACCCCGACAAAACCCCCGUCAGCAACGCAGCAAACACCGACUCUGAGCCUGAGGACCUCAACCAGUCCGAAAAAGAGCAAGAACCCAAGCUGACGUGUGAAUACUGUGGCUGGGUCGACUUUGCCUACACGUUCAAAGGCUCGAAGAGAUUCUGCUCCAUGGUUUGUGCAAAGAGGUACAACGUGGGCUGUACGAAGCGGAUAGGCCUUUUCCAUCCAGAGAGGAGUAAACCAACAAAUCGCUGGCGUAGAAGAUCUCAGGGCCGCUCUAGUAUAGAGGCGAAGAAGCAGAAGCUGUCCCCCUCACCGCAGCAGACUCAGGGCGGUUCUGUGUCCUCACCACAGCCCAGUCAGGAGGAGUCCAGCCCGUGUUACUCGGACAUGUCCAGCUACGAGGAGCCGGCGUCUCCCCUUUCGGCAGCCAGCUCUGGAUCCCUGGCCCCUGCUCCGGCCCCAGCUCAGGUCCCCGUCCACCGGCAUCCCAGCAGGGCCUCGGACCAGGAGGGCUGCGCUGUUAGAGACUCACCUUCACUCUGUCAGCGCUUCUUACCCAACGACCCCACCAAGUGGAAUGUGGAAGAAGUUUACGAGUUCAUUCGUUCAUUGCCAGGUUGUCAGGAGAUAGCAGACGAGUUUCGCUCUCAGGAGAUUGAUGGACAGGCCUUGCUACUGUUAAAGGAGGACCACCUCAUGAGCACCAUGAACAUUAAACUGGGACCUGCACUCAAAAUCUUUGCACGCAUCAACAUGCUCAAAGACUCUUAGCAGUGCAUUGAUCUUAGUGCAUCUA